AUACUCUAACCGGCGCGAGGCUCGCACGCCCCGGCACGACCACGCGCAUUACACAGUGAAAGUCGCACGCGCAGUUUACGCUACGAAUUCGUGAGCUCGACAUCUUCUAGUUAUUUUGUUUAUCCGUUGCGCCAGUGCAACGGGGGGAAAGGAGGUCGUUGCGCGAUCGCAACCCCAGGCAACUACGAAAACUAUAAUAAAUUCGCAAAAAACUAAAAUGGUCGGCGUGUUAAAAAACUUCCAUGUCUAUGGAAUCAGUGAAAUAAAUCUAAUCAUAUUUUGUUACUAAGUGUUUCAAGUGUAAGUGAGUGACGAUGAGUGGAAGUGAGCCAACUUUAACUGAAUCGCCAGUGCCUCUGGCGCUAGCGCGGCUGCAGGGUAGGCCUGGCCGGAUGCGCGUUCACCGCCCCAGUCUACCUCUCGCCAGUCUCCAAGAGGCCAUCGACGAAACCCCUCGACGCUGCAGCGAGGAGCCCCCCGCGCCCGACACGGAUGACGAUGAACCCUUCGCCGAUCCUGUGGUCGUUCACAAACCCUCCCCGUCCGCUUCUAACGGGCGAAGAGCCUCAGACGCUACAUUCGCUGAACGAUACAGGAAGCUGACCGAAUUCGAUGGUCCACCGCCUGACAUGCCCCGGCGAGCCUCUCUAGCCGUACCCGUCGGAGCGGACGGCUUCGGACCUAGCGAUAAAGGCCGCAGGCGAUCCUGGGCGGCACGACUCCAACUGGAGCGUAAGAAAAGACGAAAGUCGGGUGGUGGUAAUGACACCGACGAGGAGUGUGACCCAACGACUUAUAUACGCCAAAAGCGACCUUCCUGGUGGAACGUCUUCAUGCCAGAUAACAUGCUGAAAAACAGGUCUAGGCGAGCUUCGCAGCAGCUAUCCCGGAGUGCCGAAAGCAUUGACCAGUCCUACAAAAGGUCGAAAAGUCGCUCCGUCGAUCAUGGCUUCGCCGCGCCAUUCGACCUGGAUUCCCUGCGCUCCAAAGUGGAGGGAAGGUUCGACGCGGUACAUAAAGAUGAAGACGAACAGAGCAAGAGGCUGCCUCCACCAACACCCAUAAAAACUAUGACAUAUACAGUCCGUGAUCGUGACACUCUCACGUCGCUGGCUGCUCGCUUCGACACUACGCCCUCCGAGCUCACGAAACUAAACCGCCUCGCCACUCAGUUCAUCUUUCCAGGACAGACGCUUCUAGUCCCCGAUAAGAGGAAAGAUGGCGAUAAAGACUCCGAUGGGCCGUCUGAGAGCGGCGAUAACACGUCGGAAUCAACGCAAGGUGCACCCAGUGAGCCGGCGCAGGAAAAAGAGAUCCUAGACAACCUGCGGCCCGUGUCGCCUGAUGCACCAGCCAGUAGCAGCGCCCCGCAGCGAUUCCUGAAGAUAAACGUGCGGCACAUAACUGAUGGCCAGGGCGUCGUGUCUGGUGUAUUGCUGGUGACCCCAAACGCUGUGAUGUUCGAUCCGAAUGUGUCAGAUACGCUCGUGAUGGAGCACGGGCCCGAGUCAUACGGCGUCAUCGCGCCAAUGGAGUACGUCGUCAACGCGGCCAUAUUCUACGACAUCGCACACAUGCGUACACACGGCCCGGACCACAACGCACACAAAGCGGAGCAAGCUGAGAUCUACUACAUGAAUAAAGCUGAGCACUCCCCUGGCAAAGAUUCUCUUCUAGUCAAAGACGAAACAUUCCCCGAGCUGCAGGCAGCCGGGGAGGGAGCCCCGGGCGUUGAGGGGCCUGAAGAUCGACCCUCGUCCCUCGAUACGGAGGAAAGGGGCGGUGCUGCAUUCCCAAAGGCUUUCGAUCGGGACCUGGUCACUCCCACACCCAUCCACCAACAAACAACGGAAGAGAGGCGAAAAUCUCUUCUCGACCAUCACUGGGCGAUCCCGAGCAAGGAUAGAAUGUCCAUCGACCAAGGAAGUGAGGUAUCCUCGAGCGCAGACCACGGCAAGGAGGAAAGUCUCGAAACAUCCGUAGCGGAGGGAUCCGUUGAGGAGCGCGCUGGCAGUGCCGAGGGUGAAGGGGACGUGGAGGGUGAGGGCGAGCCCGAAGAGCGCGGGGAGAGGGGGGACGCUGCGCACUUGGUGAAGCUCUCCUACCACGACUCCGGCAUCGAUAUCCGCGAUCCACUACUGCACGUCACGCCCACCAACUCAAAGAAGGAUCAUCGUUUACAUCACGAGGAUUACUAUCAUGAAAUCGAGACAAUUUACGAAAUCCCGGAGAGUGAUGUCUCUAUGUACGAUUGGCACCGGGACUCCAUUUACGAGUCUCAGUUUUUGAAUUGCUUCCAUGUCAAUCAACAUGAUGUUGAAAUGAUGUCUUGUCCAUCGACCGACGAGGUGUACAGCGACGCCGACAUAGUACUGUCAGCGGAUUGGGUACCCCCGGUGUGUUUGCCGCGUACCGAACCUCCCCUCUCCGCGCCGCCGCUUGGCGAAAACGAUAGAGCGGUGCGCAAACCAGCUGCUGUCUCUUUCUCGCUGGAUGGAAACCAGAAGGAGGAUCCCGGAAAACCUGAUAAGAAGAACAAGAUGUUAAAACGUCUUUCCUACCCGCUGUCCUGGGUUGAGGGCCUCACAGGCGAAGGCCCUCCUACCUCGCAGGCCGACUCGCUACCCACUUCCGCUGACAGCCACAACUCCACAUCCGUAUUCUCCAAAGUAUUCAACAGUUCACCAAUGAACUUAGUGGAGUUUGGUACUGGUUUGUUCCUGAGUAAAACGCCUUCAGAGGAGGCGCCCCAUGAAGUCCUGUCUGGGCGGAGCUCCCUUGGCGGAUUUGGACGUUCUCAUCCCAAAGCGACUGGUCCAACACAGCCACGACUCGACUAUCGCAGUAUGGUCUCAGUGGACGACAUGCCUGAUCUUUUCGCUUCUUUCGAUAAAUUAAUACCGCGUCCAGCGAGGCCAAGUGACGACCCCCCGCUGUAUCUGAGGUUGCGUAUGGGCAAACCCGCCGGUCGCCCUCUGCCCCGCUCCACCCCUCUGAUGUCCUAUGGCCGCAAACGCAUGAAGCCCGAGUAUUGGUUCGGCAUCCCUAGAAAUAGGGUGGACGAUCUAUUUAAGUUCCUGACGCACUGGGUGCCGGAGCGGUACGGCCCGUUGCGCGACGUGACUGCGCAUGGCUACGAGCUCAUAGACAGCGAUACCGAGUGGGAUGACGACGAUAGCAAACCCGGACAGAAGGAACGUUCUGGAAGUGCCGGCGAUGUCUCUGAUAUCACAAGGGAGUCGUGGGAGCUGCUGAAGGCGCCGUACGUGAAAGUAUAUUCUAUAAUGAAGAGCCAGGCUGAAGCCCUGGGCGACUCCCUCGGCGAGGAACCGCAGCCAGAGGUGUUGUCCAUGAGCGAUGAGCUGCGACGCGCGUUGUAUUCGUCGGGUGCUUCCGUCGACAUGGAGUUCUCUCCGCCCGACCUCAUUGGCGCCUCGGAGAUAUUCACUAUGGAACAUCGAGAGAAGUUAUGCACCGUGCUACCAGCGCGUGCGCAGGGCUACAUGUGGUCGCUGGCGUUCAGCACCAGCCAGCACGGCUUCUCGCUCGCCUCCAUGUACCGCAAGAUGCAGCGCGUCGACAGUCCCGUGCUGCUGGUCAUACAGGACACCGACAACAAUGUGUUCGGCGCCCUGACCUCUUGCGCAUUCCGGCCCUCGGAGCACUUCUACGGUACGGGCGAAUCGUUGCUGUUUUCAUUCCAACGGGUGGAGGACGCUCGCCGAAGUUCGCAGAGCAUGCCUGAAGACACCAACAAUAAGGAAGCGAAGGACGAGAAAAAGGACGAAAAUGAAGACCAACAAGCAGUAGCAUUCAAGACCAAAUUCAAGUAUUGGGGCUGGACCGGUGACAACAUGUAUUUCAUACGUGGGAGCAAUGAUAAUAUUUCCAUCGGCGCAGGAGACGGCAAGUUCGGGCUGUGGCUGGACGGCGACCUUUACCUGGGCCGCACCCAGCGCUGCACCACGUACGGCAACGAGCCGCUGACCACUCGCGAGGACUUCAUCGUCAAGAUCAUGGAGUGCUGGACCUUCAUCUGAGCUGCGCCGCCGCCAAGCGCCCCCCCGAGAUUAGCUUUACACUAUCUUAUGAACAUUUGCUACGAAGAUUUGACACUUUAACGAGUCACCGUCUCUUCGACUCCGAGGCCGAGAACCGGUUAGGCUCGCCCCGGCUCGAGCGCGUCCGAGUGCGCGCGCGCAUCUAGUCACGCCGACACCGACCGCGUAUUCGUUCUCCCCGAAACAAACCGCGCGCGCGACCGGCCCGUGCGGCGAAUGCAUCAUACCUAGUCAAUUGUCGUUCGUAUGUAAGUUGGGGUAAUUCCUUUUUUUUAUUCUGCGGACCAUGACGUCAUCGGACAAAACGAGUUGAACAUGUUAUAACAUACAUAACUUCUCGUACAACUGUGGUUUGUUACGCCAUUAAUUAAAAGGAACAGUGUAUAGCGAUACACACGCUUCUUAUUUUUCUGUUUCUCUCUACUUUUGUGCUUUGUGUAAUAAAAGUGUAUUCACACUAACACAUUCAUCUAUUUAUAAAACUAUAAAAAAAAUAUGAUCAAUCUGGCCACUUGAAUAAUUAAUAUCGUUUUGGAUAAUUUGAAAUCCCAUUUUGUAUUUUAAAAUCAAUCAUAAGUGAGCUCAGGUAAAACGCUAUUUUCCAGUAGUAUUCCAUAGGGGGUACUAUUUAUUCCAUUUUGUCUGAUGACGUCAAAUUCCGUAGAAACAAUAGGAACUACCCGGAAGGUCGAGACGGAGGAGCUCGCGUCGCUCCGGGAGACUGUCCGAUAACGAUUACGUGUCAAUUCAAUUUAUAACUGUGCGUCGUUGUUAAGAAAAUUAAAUU
Pararge aegeria (speckled wood butterfly) is the source of this 4848-nucleotide messenger RNA. It is a transcript of the gene mtd, whose product is annotated as TLD domain-containing protein 2. Gene Ontology annotation, cellular component: nucleus. The transcript has 27 exons. The record is from RefSeq and is a predicted model, not a curated record. Lineage: Eukaryota; Metazoa; Arthropoda; Insecta; Lepidoptera; Nymphalidae. Gene Ontology annotation, biological process: response to oxidative stress. Bases 315 to 4040 code for a protein of 1241 amino acids.